This is a messenger RNA of Equus caballus (horse), 3525 nucleotides long. It is a transcript of the gene AKAP8, whose product is annotated as A-kinase anchoring protein 8. Gene Ontology annotation, molecular function: protein kinase A regulatory subunit binding; DNA binding. The record is from RefSeq and is a predicted model, not a curated record. NCBI's taxonomy places the organism in Eukaryota, Metazoa, Chordata, Mammalia, Perissodactyla, Equidae. Gene Ontology annotation, cellular component: nuclear matrix; nucleus.
GCGGCCUGACCAAAAGUCCCAAGAUGCUGUGAUCGCUGAUCCCCAGCAACCGGAAGGCCCGCUGGGGCGACAGGGGUGGGCCCGCGUGAAAGCCAGCCAAUGUUAGCGCGCGGAAGGAGUGACGUGUGCGCUUGGUCUCCACUGGAGGUCGGGAGGUUUGUUGAGCGCAUGCGUCCUGCGGCAGCCUAGGAAAAGGGGUUGCCGGGGGGCCGAGACGAAGACAUGGAGCAGGGCUACGGAGGCUAUGGGGCAUGGAGUGCUGGACCCACCAACACCCAGGGUGCAUAUGGAAGUGGUGUGGCCAGCUGGCAAGGUUAUGAAAACUACAACUUCUAUGGUGCCCAGAACACCAGCGUUACCACAGGAGCGACCUACAGCUAUGGCCCAACCUCAUGGGAGGCCGCCAAGGCCAGCGAUGGUCUAGUGGCUGGGGGCCCUGCAGUACACUUGGCUUCUUAUGGCCCAGAGCCAUGCACCGACAAUUCCGACUCUCUCAUUGCCAAGAUCAACCAGCGUUUGGACAUGAUGUCCAAGGAAGGAGGCAGGGGCGGGAGCGGCAGCAGUGGGGAGGGCAUGCAGGACCGGGAGAGCUCCUUUCGCUUCCAGUCGUUCGAGUCCUAUGACUCCAGGCCUUGCCUGCCCGAGCACAACCCCUACCGCCCCAGCUACGGCUACAACUAUGACUUUGACCUGGGGCCUGACCGCAAUGGUGGCUUUGGCGGUCAGUACAGCGACUGCCGGGACCCAGCCCGUGAGCGGGGCUCCCUUGAUAGCUUCAUGCGCGGCCGGGGCCAGGGCCGCUUCCAGGACCGAAGCAACCCCAGCACCUUCAUGCGCAGCGAGCCCUUCAUGCCACCUCAGGCCUCGUCGGAGCCCCUGUCAGCUCCCUGGACUGAGCUGAACUACGUGGGUGGGCGGGGCCUUGGAGGCCCCUCCCCCAGCAGGCCGCCACCAUCCCUCUUCUCCCAGUCCAUGGCCCCUGACUUCGGAGUGAUGGGCAUGCAAGGGGUGGGCAGUUAUGACAGCUCUUUGCCCUACGGAUGUGUCCGGUCCCAGACCCGGAUGAGGGAUCCGCCCAGGAGGAGAGGGUUUGACCACUUCGGCGCAGACAGCAUGGGCAGGAAACGGAAGCAGUUGCAGAUCUAUGAUGAGCCGGAUGCUAAACAGGCCCGGGCUGACAGCGACGGAGAUGUUUCUGAAAACGAUGAUGGAGCUGGUGACUUCCGGUCGGGAGAUGAAGAAUUCAGGGGUGAGGACGAAUUCUUCGACUCGGGGAGGCAGAGAGGAGAGAAGGACGAUGAGGAUGAUGAAAUGAAGAAGAGAAGGGAAAAGCAAAGGAGGAGAGACAGGAUGCGAGACCGAGCGGCUGACAGGAUUCAGUUUGCCUGUUCUGUGUGCAAGUUUCGUAGCUUUGAAGAUGAGGAAAUCCAGAAGCAUCUGCAAAGCAAAUUUCAUAAAGAGACACUGCGGUUUAUAAGCACCAAACUGCCUGACAAGACAGUGGAGUUCCUCCAGGAAUACAUUGUAAACAGGAAUAAGAAAAUUGAGAAGCGACGUCAGGAAUUGAUGGAGAAGGAAAGCACAAAACCAAAGCCAGAUCCUUUCAAAGGGAUUGGCCAGGAGCACUUCUUCAAGAAGAUCGAGGCUGCUCACUGCCUGGCUUGCGACAUGCUGAUCCCCGCACAGCACCAGCUGCUGCAGCGGCACCUGCACUCUGUUGACCACAAUCACAACCGCCGGUUGGCUGCUGAACAGUUCAAGAAGACAAGUCUCCAUGUGGCUAAGAGCGUUUUGAACAACAGACAUAUAGUGAAGAUGCUGGAAAAAUACCUCAAGGGUGAAGACCCUUUCACCACUGAAGCCGUUGAUCCAGAAAUUGAAGGAGAUGACAAUUUAGGAGGUGAGGAUAAGGAAGAGACACCUGAGGAGGUGGCUGCAGAAGUAUUAGCCGAGGUGAUUACGGCAGCAGUGAGAGCAGUAGAUGGGGAAGGAGCACCUGCCCCAGAGAGUACUGAAAUGCUGGCUGAAGGGGAAGGCCCCAUGGACACGGUGGAGGCCACCAGUGGUCCCCACCUUGAACAGCUGCUGGAAGUGGAGACACCCUGUGGAAUGGUGCCUGAGAAGAGCAACACCGAAGGUGAGGCUGGAGAUGGAGCUGCCGAGGCUGGAGGAGAAGCUGCCGAGGCUGGAGGAGCAGCAGAGACCCUGGCAGCAGAGGCAGAAAGCACUGUAGCAGUCACUGCUCCUGCCCCAGGUGCCACAGAAGCCGAAGUGGAACAAAAUGAUGCAGAGUCCAAAGAUACUCUUCCCACAGAAUGAUCCUCUUUUCCCUGUUUCAAGGGAUGUGAUAUAUAAUGCAUUGUUCUUUCUUUUUUGGUUUGUAAGCAGUACUAGAGUGUGUGUUACUGGAAUAUGCUGAAAACUUAUUUUGCUGAAAAGACCCAGCCAUUUCCUUCAGAAAAGUGUACCUCGCGGGCUUGUCAUACAGCGUUGUGCCUCAGUUUGAAGGCUGCAGAAGUUGUCCAUUCCCUGAAGCAGCAGUGACGUUUCUUCUUACGUUGCAGUUGAAAUCAUUAAAGUUGAGUAAUUCGAUUUUGAUGAUACUUUACUUGUUAAAUAUAGCCACUGGCUAAAUGCCCUUUUAUUAUUAUUUUUUCUGGGAGCAGCUCAAUACUAGGAUAUAUCUUGCUUUAUAAAGGAUUUUAAGUUUCAAGAAUUUGCUUUGGCUUCCGUUUUCGACCUCUGCUUUUGUAGCGUACUAUAUAGUAUGUGAUUCUCACAAGAUGUUGCAGAAUCUUGUUACCAUGAUGGUUCUGUCACAUCCAUGAACUUGCUCAAAGGCCUGAGGAAUCUGACACACCUGCACCAUUGGGAGCACACCCACUUGCCCCUCAAGAAUGAGGACGCCUUGCCUUGGGCAUUGUUUCCCAAUCUUUAGUCCUUUGUGAAUGACCUUUACAAUUUUUUUACCUCAUUUGUUUUCCACCUCUGCAUUACUUCAGGGUUUUUUCCUUUAAAAUGAGUUACUUCUACUUAUAUUUAAAAAGAAAACUUGAUGUCACUCUCAUGAAUGAAAAACCAAUAUAAAUUGCUAUAGGUAGAUGCUAUCUGUAAAAACAAUGAGUGUAAUGAAAUAAGCAUAUUUCAUUUAGAUAAAUACUAUUGCUUUGGAGGUUUCUGCGUCUGAGAAAGGAAGGCUAGCACGUGUUAAAGGGCAGCAAGCAACAGUUCUGUGUUCAUGUAAUCAAAAGAAUUGGAAGAUACCUCCCUUUUGAGAUAAUACUGCUGGGUCUGUUUCCCUGUAAACCUUCGAACUGUCUGUCACAUUUGGGGAAGUAUUGGCCAGUGGGAAAUUAUUAGAAAAGAGAUAGUAAAAUAUUUGGUGAGCAUCUACUGUGUACCAGGUGCUAAUUUCCUAUAAAAAUAAGAUGAGUGCUGCUCUCAAGGAGCCUUAUUGGAGAUGUGAGAUGAAUAUUUAUGAAAAAGUCCAUAUUAGAACUAAAAUAAACUCAAUAAGCAAGAAAA